Messenger RNA from Alligator sinensis (Chinese alligator), 956 nucleotides. It is a transcript of the gene LSM6, whose product is annotated as LSM6 homolog, U6 small nuclear RNA and mRNA degradation associated. The transcript is spliced from 4 exons. Gene Ontology annotation, cellular component: U4/U6 x U5 tri-snRNP complex; P-body; nucleolus. Gene Ontology annotation, molecular function: RNA binding. NCBI's taxonomy places the organism in Eukaryota, Metazoa, Chordata, Crocodylia, Alligatoridae. Gene Ontology annotation, biological process: mRNA splicing, via spliceosome; maturation of SSU-rRNA. The record is from RefSeq and is a predicted model, not a curated record. The coding region runs from base 157 to 399 and encodes 80 amino acids.
GUACAUUAUACCCUGUAUUAUGAGAUGAUAAUAUUCUCCUUGAUCUCUGGACUAGUUAAUGACAAAGCUUGAUUCUGAAUGCUCACUCUAAUUUUAUUGAAAUUAUUGCUCUUGCCAGGCAGCAAAGCCAUCUCUGUAUGUUAAAGGACUGUGAAAAUGAGCCUGCGGAAGCAAACCCCUAGUGACUUCUUAAAACAAAUAAUAGGAAGGCCAGUUGUUGUAAAGUUAAAUUCUGGAGUGGACUAUCGAGGUGUCCUGGCUUGUCUGGAUGGGUAUAUGAAUAUAGCUUUGGAACAGACGGAAGAAUAUGUAAAUGGACAGUUAAAGAACAAGUAUGGGGAUGCAUUUAUCCGAGGAAACAAUGUUCUGUACAUAAGCACACAGAAGAGGAGGAUGUGAAGAUGCCAAAAAAAGGAUAUUUUGUACUGCAGAACUUGUUUUUUUUCCCCCUGAAUGAUGAGACCUGUUUGAUUUGUAGCUAGUUCUCUUUGGUUGAAAAAUACAGCUGUUUAAAUAUUUCUUUAUGUGCUGUGAAGCCAGAUAUACCACAGUGACUACUACCGGAAGGAUGUUGCUUUUUUUUUUUUUUUAAAUGCAAAGAAAUACAAUUGCAUGUUUUUCUGGGUGCCUGAUUUUUGAAGAAAUGUUUUGUUCCACUGUGAACAAAGUGAAAAAAGUGUGUAAGGGUGGGGUAGAGCAUGGAGAAUAUUUAUUGCUGCAGUAUUAAGUGAAUGGAACAUUUGGUUUAGUUGCAGUUUGAGAAUAACCGUGCAUUAUAAUCUGGUUGCAUUGGCAAAAUUACCUCCUCAGUUCCUCCCAGCUAAAUGUGAAUGCCUUGGUGAAAAUAACCUGUCCCUUGAAAGAGGGGGAAUAAGGUCAGGUUUAAAUUCCAAGCUACAUUAAGAAUCAGCAGGGUAAAAAGUUCAGCUGCUGACUGGUUAAAUUAGCCAAAAAAA